Colletotrichum destructivum is the source of this 1376-nucleotide messenger RNA. Its product is annotated as Putative WW domain-binding protein. The record is from RefSeq and is a predicted model, not a curated record. Gene Ontology annotation, biological process: mRNA splicing, via spliceosome. NCBI's taxonomy places the organism in Eukaryota, Fungi, Ascomycota, Sordariomycetes, Glomerellales, Glomerellaceae. Gene Ontology annotation, molecular function: zinc ion binding; RNA binding. Gene Ontology annotation, cellular component: precatalytic spliceosome. The transcript has a single exon. Bases 119 to 1066 code for a protein of 315 amino acids.
GUCGUUCACCGCCAAAGAAAACCACCCCUUCCGACCAACUCGCGAGAAAUAACGUCGAACCAACCGUACCCGACCCCAUCGUUACCCGCCCCCAACCUCUUCACGGCGGAUCACAAAAAUGUCCGAAUACUGGAAGUCGACGCCAAAGUACUGGUGCAAGCACUGCAGCAUCUUCGUGCGCGACACGAAGCUCGAGCGGCAGAACCACGAGGCGACGGGCAAGCACCAGGGCGCGCUCAAGCGGUUCCUGCGCGACCUUCACCGCGGCCAUGAGCAGGAGGAGCGCGAGAAGGAGCGCGCGAAGCGCGAGGUCGAGAGGCUGAAGGGCAUCGCGCCCGGGUCGUCGGCGUCGGCGUUCUCGGCGCCCUCGUUUCCCAGGCCCGGCGGGUCGUCGGGCGCGCCGGCGCCGUCUUCGGCCGAGGCGCAGCGGAAACAGCAGAUGGAGCAGCUCGCGGGGCUGGGCGUGUCGAUACCGACGGCGUUCCGGGGCGACAUGGCGAUGGCGGGCGAGUGGACCGUCACGGCGACCAAGGUCGUCGACCCGGACGCGCCGCGAGAGAAGCCCGUCGUGGCCAAGGCGGUCGGGGUCAGGAAGCGCGAGCGGACGGAUGAGGAGAAGGAGGAGGAGGAGGCGGUGCGCGGGCUGUUCAAGAAGCGGAAAGGAUGGGGCAGCACGAGGAGGAUGCCCGAGGACGACGGGGAUCUCGACGCGCUGCUCAGCAGCAACACGCUUCUGCGGGCUGUCAAGAAGGAGGAAGACGCGGAAGAGCCUGCUGAGGCGGACGCCAAGGGGGAUGUCAAGUUGGAAGAGAGCCCCGCGGAGGAGGAGGUCAAGAAGGAGGACGGCGUGGAGGACGUAGCGCUGGCGGAUGUGAAGCCAGAUGCGCCAUCUGUCAAGAGGGAGCCUGAAGACGACGACGACGAUGCUGGCAAAGGCCUGGACGUGCCGGCUUUGGGCGAUGCAGCCGUGAAGAAGGAGGAUGAGGCGACUGCAGAAUCCGCGGAGGCCGCAGCGCCGGCCGUGGUGUUCAAGAAGCGCAAGCCCAAGAACAUUCGUCAAAAGUGACUUUUUUGAGGGGGGGAAGGGAACCGGAUCUGUGCAUAGCGACGGCGUUAGGUGGGAGGGAGGACUCGGUCACCCUCUGCACACAAGAGGGGCAACACUUCGGCAGUCCAGCCAUUUGUUUGUGUUUUGAAAUGAUACCAUGCGGACUUUUUGUUAGUCUCUUUCUUUCUCUCAUUCUCUCUCAUGUUCUCUCUGUUUGUCUCUUCCAAAAGGGUGCUUGUUUCCUGUUUACUCUGUAGGUGGCAGGCAUAUCACGAUACGCCCCCAACGACAACCCUCCCCGACUUCCGCCCUCCCCCCCUCCCCCGAU